Dermacentor silvarum is the source of this 1292-nucleotide messenger RNA. RefSeq lists its product as uncharacterized. The transcript is spliced from 4 exons. The coding region runs from base 609 to 950 and encodes 113 amino acids. The record is from RefSeq and is a predicted model, not a curated record. Lineage: Eukaryota; Metazoa; Arthropoda; Arachnida; Ixodida; Ixodidae.
UUUUUUUAUGCUCAUGCUUAUGUGAAAGCGGAAGGCAAACUCGGAGCAGGGUUACAUUUACAGAGCAGUCGCUCUGUUAACUGGGCUGACCAGGAAGCUAGCAGGUGACAGCAUCAGGCUAAAGUGGCAAGUCGAAGUGCCUGCAACAAAGGUUACCAGGAUACCGUUCAGUCACUUCUAGAUUAAUAUAAUCUUGUGUUGACAUGUGCUUGCCUCUUGCAUAGCUCUCUAUCUGUCCCCCAAAAAUGGUGGUGUAUGGUUGAGUAUAUUGGACCAAAAUGUUCUUUCUUUUACUGGAGAACUUUUUUUAAGGUAGCUGCAUUCUUUUCUUUUUUUUAAAUAUCCAUGCUAGUUAAACAGUCCACUUUUUCUUUUAUGACUAUACCUUUGCCUUGAAAAUUUCUGAAUUGUUGAUUUAGAAUAUAGUUGCUCAAAAAUAAAUGUACAUGCAUAAACAUUCUAUUUAGGCAUUGAAGCUGGCUAUGAUGAAGAGGGGCGUGCUGCUUCACCUCGACUGGACCUGCCUGCACCCCCGGUGCUGCUGCGGGUGCAGCUGGAGGUGUGGCAGCAGAACAGGGACGUCCUGCAUGAGCUGCAGCAGCUGAGGAAUGAGGUACUGCAUGAGGCAUGAGCCUGCCUUGUCGACGGUGCCUCCAGUUCUUCCUCGGCUACCUGCCGACAGUAUUGACGAAUUAGGGGCAGCCGUGCGGGAUGAGACUGUGGCUGCCCCCUUGCGCAAGCACCUCCUGCAAAUAGGAGGGAAGUCGCUGCGCGAGGUGGCAUCGAAUUCCAUGAAGGCUGUAAUGGCACACCCCGUCCAAGUGCUUUACAGCCUUCAUAGCAGGAAGGGGAAGAGGGCAUUCAUCAAUUUGAAGUUAUGCCGGAUAGUCACAGAUGUCAUCUGUGCGAAAGGGGAGGGCCGACCUGACAGAAGCACAGGACUGCAUUAAGAGGUGGUUGCCAGGGUCUGUGGACAGGGGUGGUGGCAGGAAGAGGCGUUUCGCAGAAACGUUUUAAGCAGAGCAGCCCGAUGAUCCCUCCCUUCGGGGCAGGAAUCAUUGCCGGCCCACUGCUGCCCUCUCCCUGCCCCUCCCUAGCCCUCAGGUCCCUGGCCAUUCCACCGUCGGCGCCUCCUGUCCGGCUGCUGCCGCCCUUGCUCCUGCAGUCCCUGCCGCCCCUGCCCCUCCUCCUGCUACUGCCCCUGGAGCUGAGCACCCCUACUGAUGCCUGCAUCAGUUCAAGAACUGUAUUGUAAAUAGUAUUCUAAAUAAAUUAUAAUUUUGUUUAUGCUU